Messenger RNA from Peronospora farinosa, 3471 nucleotides. Lineage: Eukaryota; Oomycota; Peronosporomycetes; Peronosporales; Peronosporaceae. The record is from the annotation of a GenBank genome assembly.
AUGGCUGAAGAUGCAGUGGUUCUUCCUAGUGGAAUGUUAGAUAAUGGAGCGAUGGUUUGGGUUCCACAUGAUCACCAUGUUUGGAAAAAAGCGGUUGUGAUGCAACGUGUCAAUGACGGAACAAGUGCACAAGUUCGACUUCAACCAAAUGAUGACGGAGAAUGGGAACCAGAUGAUGGCGUGGAAAAAAUUGUCAACAUUCGAGACAUUGCACGUUUAGCAGGAGAAGUUUCGGAUGAAGCAAUGCCCAUUUGUAAUGUCUUUGAAGCUGAAGGGGCAAAUGAUAUGUGCACGUUGAAUCAUUUACAUGAACCAGCUGUACUGAAGAAUUUAGAAUUACGGUUUGCCAAGAAAAUGCCAUAUACUUAUACGGGAGCAAUAUGUAUUGCAGUGAAUCCAUAUCAAUGGCUUGAUCUUUAUGGUCGUGAACUCUAUGAACAAUAUCUGGAUCAACCACGAGAUUCUUUGGCCCCUCAUCCUUUUGCUUUAUCAGCUACUUCUUAUUUGGACAUGAAGAGAACACAAGUGGAUCAAAGUAUCCUUGUAAGUGGUGAAUCUGGUGCUGGAAAGACCGAGACGGUCAAGAUUAUGAUGAAUCAUUUGGCUUCGAUCUCUGGUGGUGGUAAUCAUGGAACCAAAGUCAUUGAUCAAGUCUUGCAAUCUAAUCCGUUACUCGAGUCAUUUGGUAAUGCGAAAACCAAACGCAAUGACAAUUCGAGUCGGUUUGGUAAAUUUGCACAGCUACAGUUUGACAACAUGGGUUUGCUCGUGGGUUGUCUGUGUGAAACCUAUUUGCUUGAGAAAAGUCGCGUCGUCGGCCAAACGGAAGGUGAACGCAAUUACCACAUUUUCUACCAGAUCUUUUGCUUGCCAGAGGAUCGAAAGAAGGAGCUCAAGUUGAGUGGUGACGUUACCAGCUACAAGUACGUGACCGAGGGCGCGGAUGCAGAACUCACGGGAAUAGAUGAUGUGCAGUGUCUCAAGGAGACACAGAAUGCUUUGGAUACGAUUGGUAUCUCGACUGAGGAACAGAAUGCUAUUUUUGAAAUUGUGGCUGCGAUCCUGAACCUUGGUGAAGUGGAGUUUGCACCAAAUGCAAAUGAUAGUGAGAAAAGCCACGUGAGCAAUGAGCACAUUGUGGACAACGUCGGUGCCUUGCUAUGUACAAAGAGCGAGGCACUCUACUCGACGUUGCUCGAACGCUCGAUUACGGCUGGUUCCGAGUCAUACACGAUUCCGCUGAACGCUGAGCAGGCCUCGGACCUGCGUGACGCUCUGGCGAAGGGUAUGUACACGCAGCUGUUCGACUGGUUGGUUCACCGUAUCAAUAAGGCUAUUUGCUCCACGAGCAAUGCCAAGACGCACAUUGGCCUAUUGGAUAUCUUUGGUUUUGAGAGCUUCGACCAAAACGGUUUCGAACAACUUUGCAUAAAUUACGCAAACGAGAAGCUGCAGCAGAAGUUCAACAGCGAUGUCUUUAAGGAUGUGCAGCAAGAGUACGUGGAUGAAGGCAUUCCGUUGACUCUAGUGACCUUCGAGGACAACCAGCCGAUCCUUGACCUUAUUGAGGGUCGAAUGGGAAUUGUUGGUAUGCUGAACGAGGAAGUGCUUCGGCCUCAAGCCACCGACAACACCUUCGUGAGCAAGGUUCUGGACGCUUGCAGCGAUCACCCGAGCAUUGAGAAGAACAGAAUCAAUCCGCUGGAGUUCACUAUCCAUCAUUAUGCUGGUGACGUGACAUACAACGGUACGGGCUUUUUGGAGAAGAACAAGGACACACUGCCUACGGAUAUGGUGCAGCUGCUGUCUGGUAGCAAGAACAAUGUCGUUUCAGGCAUCUUUACGUCCACACAGACGAGUAAGCGCAACAGCCGUGGCAAGAAGGGGAAGGAAGUUCGCCAAAAAGGUUUCCUCGUCGGUAACACUAUUGCUGGUGCCUUCCGUAAACAGUUGUCUGAACUAAUGUUGACCAUUAACAAGACCUCAUCGCAGUACGUGCGCUGCAUCAAGCCUAACGCCAACAAGAGUGCAGUGGAGUUCGACCGCCUCAUGAUUGUGGAGCAGCUACGUUGCGCGGGUGUGAUUGCUGCUAUUCGCAUCAGUCGUGCAGCCUUCCCGAAUCGUUUGCAGCUUGUUGAGUUCCAGCAGCGCUUCCAGAUUAUUUGUCCGUCGGCCUUACGCGAUGCGAAACCUUGUGAUAUGGUUGCUGGUCUGCUAAAGGAAUUGAUUCCCGAUAUUGCUACAACUAUGCAGAACACCAAAUUCGCCGUGGGUACGACAAAGGUGUACUUUAGCUCGGGUCUGUUACAAAGAUUGGAGGACCGUCGAAACGUGAUUCUCAAGGACCACGCAAUUCUUCUUCAGAAAACGUUGCGCGGCUACGUGCACCGCAAGCGCUUCCUGCGUCAGUGCACUGCAGUAGUUCAGAUCCAAGCCAUUACUCGUGGUGGUCUUCAGGCCAAGCGCUACCGGACGCUGCGUGCCGGUGUUAUUAAGCUGCAGUCUCUGGCGCGUGGCCGCAAACAGCGUUACUUGUUUGCACUUCUUGUCAAGCGUGUCCGGAAGGAGCGCGAGCUUGCGCAGGAGCGCCUCCGCAAGAUUGCGCAGCAGGAGGCGAUGGAGCGUAUGCGUCAGAAAGAGAUGGAAGAGCGCGAGCACAGCGACCCCCAACCGGAGCCUGUGGAAGAUGAUUGGAGUGACGAGGAGGAAGAGGAGGAAAUGAUGGAGGGAUCGGCCGGCCCUGUAUCUCCGCGUACGCUCCGUGCCCUCACGGAAGCGGCGUCUAAGGUCGCCGAGGCAGAAUCUGCAGCUCGAGACGCCAAAUCGGCCGCUGAGGCGGCUCUAGAGUUGAACCACGAACUGAUCUCUCAGAACGACCGUUUGCGCUCUACUCUGUCGUCCAACGUGGCUGAGUAUGCUGACGCCGAGCUGCUGCGUGAGAAUGAGCGUUUGAAACAGCAGGUGGUGCAACUCCAGACGAAGCUGGUGCGUUCACAGGAGGUCUCUCUUAUUUCCGCCAAGGUGGUGGACAGCCGAAUUACCUACCGGGAGGGUCGACAAUUUGUCGAGUACAAGCUGCAAAUCGAGACGAACACGCGUGGUACGCUGUAUGUGUGGCACCGGUACAGCACGUUCCGUAACCUAGCAGCCACUCUGCAGACUAAGAACGGAUACAAACGCAAGGAGAUUCCAGAGCUGCCAAACAAACAGCUCUUUGGCAACUUUUCAGAAAAGAUUAUCCAAGACCGUGUAGCAAAGCUGAACCAGUUCCUUGAGGCUGCUACUAACGCUGAGUACCUCCAGUGGGGUAUUCGUGUGGACCAAGAUACGUGCGUGUACAAGCGCCGUGUGAAGAGCGCCUCGCGGGACAGCAUCUCGAGCGCUAAUAUGCACUCAUCGUCACCGCGUUCAUCAUCACGGUUGUCGAUGAAGUCAUUCAGCUUCCGUCGCGGCAGUACAGUUGGAAAUUAG